AGCUGCUUUCCGACGCUGCUCCUGUUUAAAUAUUCUCCAGAUCUGCAAAAGUACAUUCGACUCCCUCUAUUACUCCAUGGACUCGUCUUUCCUUGUUUAAAUGUCCCGCGGAAGUCUUGCAUCACCGACUGUCAUCUCGCCUGUUUGGAAAGACGCCUAUCCCGCCAUUAUUGGGCCACGUUGUGUGCCUGGACCACCUCUGCCGCCUUUUCUCCCUCCCUAUCUGACAGAUCAUAUCAAACGAAGGGGCCACUCAGACACCCCCCAGAACACUCUACGGCUUCCUGGCCACUUUUCUGCGUUCCCGGUCUGCCUCUAGGCUGGUCAUCGAAUCCUCAUCGGGCACCGGGGGCAUUGACCGCUAGCAUUGCAUCCCCAUCAUGAAGUCCUCUGUCGUUCGGCUGUUGGUGCUGGCCUUGCUGUGUGUGGCCGUCGCCGCCUGGACCAAGGAAGAUUACGAGAUUUUUCGUCUCAACGAUGAUGUCGCAGCGUCGGAGGGCCCUAAUGUGACGUUCUACGAUUUUCUCGAGGUGCGACCCAAUGCCAAUCAGGACGAGCUAAACAAGGCGUACCGCAAAAAAUCACGUCUCCUGCACCCCGACAAGGUCAAACAGACCUUCAUCGCCAACCGGUCCAAGGACAAGAGCAAGGCCAAACGGCAGCAGGAUGGCGUUUACGUGUCCAAAGGCCCCUCGAAGCGCGAAAUCGACGCCGCCGUCAAGCAGGCCCAUGAGCGCUCCACCCGUCUCAACCUCGUCGCCAACAUCCUUCGCGGCCCCGAGCGCGCACGGUACGACCACUUUUUGAAGAACGGCUUCCCCAAGUGGAAGGGCACCGGAUACUACUACUCGCGGUUCCGCCCUGGGUUGGGUUCUGUUCUCCUUGGUCUCUUCGUCGUCUUCUGUGGCGGUGCGCACUACGCCGCUCUCGUGUUGGGGUGGAAACGCCAGCGCGAGUUUGUCGACCGGUAUAUCCGUCACGCGAGAAAGGCGGCGUGGGGAGAUGAAAUAGGCGUCCGUGGUAUCCCUGGUCUCAAUGAAGUUGCUGCUGUUCCUCCUGCGGCAGGACCGUCGGCUCCCGAGGCCGCAGAACCGGCCGCCAUGCCGAUGAAUCGUCGACAGAAGCGCAUGAUGGAGAAGGAGAAUCGCAAGGAAAGCAAAAAGGGCGGCAAGAGCAGCAACAAUGAAUCGCGUGCCGGCACCGCUACUCCCCCCGUCACUGAUGCAUCCGUGGGUCCUACCGGAGAGCGGAAACGGGUUGUCGCAGAGAACGGCAAGGUGUUGAUUGUGGAUUCGAUCGGGAACGUCUUCCUGGAGGAAGAGACGGAGGAUGGCGAACGCAAGGAGUUCCUGCUUGACGUGAAUGAAAUCCACCGCCCAACUAUUCGCGACACCGCGCUCUACAGAUUCCCUAUUUGGUGUUUCAACAAGACUGCGGGCAGGGUGCUUGGCGGGACGAAAGACCAGUCGGAAGAGAUCUCAAUCGAGGAUGCCUCGAUACCGGUCGACGAGGAAGCAGAGGCCAGGGACGACGGUGCAUCUAGGUCGAACGGUCGGGCCAGGAAGAGAUCUAGGCGUGCACAGAAGGCUUAAGCCAUGUAUUUGUGAGCCCAGAUAUUUACUACAUAAAAGUUUGUAUAAUAGAUCAAUAGAUGUGCAUUCCUCUACUAUAGAGGGACAUGAUAUGGUUAAAUGUGC
Penicilliopsis zonata CBS 506.65 is the source of this 1697-nucleotide messenger RNA. RefSeq lists its product as hypothetical. NCBI's taxonomy places the organism in Eukaryota, Fungi, Ascomycota, Eurotiomycetes, Eurotiales, Aspergillaceae. The record is from RefSeq and is a predicted model, not a curated record. The transcript has 3 exons. Gene Ontology annotation, cellular component: endomembrane system. Bases 381 to 1592 code for a protein of 403 amino acids.